UGGAGCUGCUGUAUCUUUAAUAGAGAAGAGGCGCGCGGGAUGUGGGAGAGGCUGCGCGCUCCCGACGAUGCCUCUGCUGGCUGCUUGGCGACGGGAGCGCGCGUGCAGAAGAUCCGACACUUGCAGCAGAAAAGAGGGAGAGUGGGUGGGGGGGAAAUCACCCACGGACCGCAAACUGCUCACCGGGACCAAAACAUGUUGCCUCCAUCGCCCUCAUCACUGCAAAAGUCAUGUGAAUUGAUCCACUCGUGAGAUUGUUUUCCACUUCUUCUGAAGCUUUUUGGAUUGAAAAGUCAAGUGUGAUUGAUAGGAAGCGCGGGACGGAAGUUACCAUUGCACAGUGCAGAAAAUGGCGGCGAGACACGCGGCACUCGUGGCUUUGUGGCUGACGCUGCUGACGCUGCUGACGCUGCUGGCAAAAGUGCACUGCUGCCCAGAGCAGUGCAGCUGCCUGGACAAACAAACCCACCAAGUUGCCGACUGCGCUUCGAAAGACCUGCUUGCCGUGCCCGUGGGUCUGCCUUCCAGCGUCACCACGUUGGGCCUCACGGCCAACAAGAUCAAAUCUCUGAAAAGCAAGAGCUUCGUGGAAAUCACCCAGGUCACCUCUCUCUGGCUGGCCCACAACCAGAUCGUUUCCAUCGAGACCAACACGCUGGCCCCCUUGAGCCAACUGCGCAACCUGGACAUCAGCUACAACAAAAUAGUCAACUUCCCAUGGGAGGACUUGCAGAAUCUCACCGCCUUGCAGCUCCUCAAAAUGAACAACAACGAGAUGGUGAACCUCCCCAGGGAUGCCUUCUCCGCGCUCAACGAUCUGCGCUCUCUGCGCAUCAAUAACAACAAGUUCACCACCAUCGUCCAGGGCACCUUCAGAGCUCUGUCCUCAAUGUCCCACCUGCAGAUCUCCAACAAUCCCUUCUCCUGCUCCUGCAGCCUGGAGUGGCUGAAGGACUGGAUCGCCACGACUCAGAUCUCCAUCCCCGAGGCCAGUUCGAUUCUGUGCGAGUCCCCGGAUCACUUGAAGGGUGUCCUGGUUACAAAAAUCCCCAAACUUGACUGUCAGGUUCCCGUGGUCACCGUAACUUUCCAGCCCGAUAUUGGUAGCGCGGAGCUGCUUGAAGGCUCCACGGUGGUCUUGAACUGUGACAGUAAGGGAAGUCCAAGACCGCUGGUUAGCUGGGAGGUGAUUGCAGGGAAUCAGAAUUUCUUGUUCCCUUUGCCCUCCGCAGGCGAGGUCAACGACCUGCCGGUCAACGACAAGACCACCAACGAUCGUUUCCUGGUUUUUCAAAACGGUACUCUGGUCGUCCCUCGCCUGACUAAAAAGGAAGACGGGAAUUACACCUGCAUGGCGGUGAACGAUCUGGGCAAGGCCGAGAGCACGGUGAAACUGUCCCCGGCGGUCAGCAAGAAACACGCAGCGGUGGAUUCCACGGUGGACAAAAUCCGCCCAUCCUACAACAAGCCCACCCUGCCCAAGAACUCCAAGAACAACGUGAUCAACUGGUCCAAGGGCGAGGAUAGGACCAAGAUCAAGCCCGACGGUCCUUCAGACAAACAAGAUGACGCCCUCGAGGAGGGGGUUUCCAAAGACCCCGUGUUCGCCAGCAAGUGUGGCGUGCGAGACGGCAGCGAAUACGUCUCCAACCACGCCUUCAACAUGACCCUGGACGACCUCAAGCAGUACACCUUCGAUUUUGGCGUCAUCGCCCUGGAGGUGUCCGAGACGGAGGCGAAGGUCAAGCUGAACCCGCUGCAGCUCGCCCGAAGCAAAUCCAACCUUCACCUGAGUCAAAGCGACAACACCGAGACGGUGGUGAGGGAACCCGCCGGUCUUUACCAGUCCACUUUGGGGAAACCCGGCCCGGACAUGCUCUACAUCUGCGUGGACACCGGAAAUGGACACUCUGUCAUCAAGUGGUCCAACAUUGAAGAGGGGGUCAAUUCAUAUCACUUCACCGGAUUACACCCGGGCACCAACUACACUCUUUGUCUCACCUAUGGAGGACAAGACUGUCAAGUCCAAGUGGUCUUCACGACCAGAAAGAAGAUCCCCUCCCUCCUCAUUAUCGUGGUGGUGAGCAUCUUCCUCCUGGGCCUGGCCACGGUGCCUCUACUGGGGGCCACCUGCUGCCACCUUCUCUACAAAUACCAAGGGAAGACCUACAAGCUCAUUAUGAAGGCGCACAAUCCCGACCAGAUGGAGAAGCAAAUGACAGGGGACUUCGAUCGCAGGACGUCCUUCGUGGAAUCCGAGAAGACCUUCGACCCUAGCGAGAUGGGCGAGGGGGAGGAGGAAGCCCCCGAGGGAGAGGGUGAAGCCGAGGGCAGCGUGGCGACGGGAUCCAUCCCCGGGUCAUCAUCCAAGACCAACCAGGAGGAGUUCGAGGUUGGCUCGGAGUAUAGUGACAGACUACCGCUGGGUGCGGAGGCGGUCAACAUCUCCGAGGAGAUCAACGGAAACUACAAGCAGCCAAGCCGCUGAGAACCUGUAAGAUCCUCUUCUUUUUGAUUCCGCCAAAUCUUUUUUUUUGUCUUUACCUCAGAAAAAAAACAAAAAAAAAACUCACCCGUCACUGAGAUUGUAAGCGGUUGUUGUAAUGUUAAACAACGUGGCGCUAAUUCACUGCUGUUCUGCAAUUACUCUACCGGCGACCCCCAACCUUCUUGAGCCAUGGCACAUAUUUUACAUUCGAAAAAUCUCACGGCACAAACAUAAAAAAAAGUCACAAAAUGCAGAGCGUAUUUAUUUUAAUGAUGGAUUCGCAGAGAAGGGCAUUUCAUUGUUCUGCCUGUCACGCAGCAUUCUUACAUUCGAAAUAACUCUUGGACCAAUUAUGGAUAGUCUCUAAAUGUGAUUUGGAAUCACCAAGCACAAACACAUGCAAAAAAAAUCGACAAAAUAACGUGCAUUGGGAUCAAUCUUUUAAAGACAUUUUUCAUAAUCCGAUAAAAAAAAGAAAAAAAAGCGCCUCAGGUAAUAUUGCCGCACGGAUGCCAAACAUGUUGAAAAAAA
Syngnathus acus (greater pipefish) is the source of this 3019-nucleotide messenger RNA. It is a transcript of the gene islr2, whose product is annotated as immunoglobulin superfamily containing leucine-rich repeat 2. The transcript is spliced from 2 exons. The coding region runs from base 350 to 2488 and encodes 712 amino acids. Lineage: Eukaryota; Metazoa; Chordata; Actinopteri; Syngnathiformes; Syngnathidae. Gene Ontology annotation, molecular function: protein binding. The record is from RefSeq and is a predicted model, not a curated record.